UAAAACAAUAAAAGAAGCGGGAACAGGGAGGCUGGAGUGUUUUUUUUACAACUGUUUAUAUUAAUUUUAUCACUUUUUAAAUGUAUACAUUGUAAGUUCAUUAAAUAUUAUUGUUAGAAAAUGAGUACACGAUCAAAAAAGAAGCAGUUAAUUACGGAUACAAAGGAUUCACUGUUACGAAAACGCGUUGAGAACUCAUGGAUUCUACUCGUAAACGAUUCUCUACUGAAUAAUGAUAACUUUCAAAUUAUUUCACUGCCACAUCCAGCGCACGGCAAUCCUGCAAAGUAUGUUCUGGAUAAUCUUCAUCUCAAGAUAUAUGAAGUUGUAACCUUCAGUGAACCAUAUAGAUCAUGGUUUAUAGAUGAUACAGUAAAGUCUGAUGGCAGUAUUAUGAUGGUAACACCAAUUAAUCCAUUGUUUUUAGUUUUACCAAGACUGAGAGAACAGUGUACAAGCAGAGCUAUUCCUUUGGAAGACUUAUUAUCAGAAAAGGGUUUUGACAAAAUCUUGGAUUUCAUCAUAAACUUAGAUGCCAUUGCAGAUUUAAAGGGGCCACCGGAUAUAAGAGCAUAUAAAUAUAAUGAAGGGAAGACUCUUAGUUGGCUGGAGAAUAAAAUACGUAAACUAGCUGUAGUAUUGAGAGAGAAAAACGUUCAUGUAACAUCUGGAGCAGUUUCAGCAACCUUUGUAUCGAGUAAUUUGACUAAUGAAAAUAUAGAUGAAGAAUUUUACCUUAAAUAUGCCCAUGGGAUGAUAGCUGAUUAUAUUGAAGAGGAUUUUAUUGAGUUACUUGAAAAGAAAUUGGAUUUUAAGUCUGAUCAAAUUGAAUAUGUUGGCAACAAAAGGCAAUCGGAGGUAGACAGUGAAGGAGUGAAUAAAAGAAUGAAACUAGAUUUGAGUUUGAAUGGAGACUCAGAGGAAGUCAAAUUCAGCUUAAAUAAUUCAACUACAGAAGUCAAAAAACAAAAACCAUUAACUGCAAAAGAAAAGGCUAGACAAAAAGCUGCUAUGACAAAUGUACCUAAGGAGCAACAGUUAGAGAGUGGCGGGGACGAGCUGGCGGAGGUGUCAUGGCGUCACCAACAGCAACCAUCCUAUGCACCACCAAUUUCGUCAGCGGCCGAUCCCUACAGCGCGGCAGGUUAUUAUGGCACAACAGCUCUUCCUUAUCAGGCAUUUGGAGUUGGGGAUGGAACAUGGUCCGCCAAUGGAACAGACCCAAUGACUUUCCUUGGAGGAUACAAUCCUCACGAUUCUUAUGGCAUGGACGGUGUAUUCGGACCAUCUACAACACCAUUUUCAACAGCUGCAUUCGGGCAGCCAUCAACAUUUAAUUAUUUUCCCGGUAACGGUGACUACUCUACUUGGGGUCAAUUAGGUCGUGCGAAGCAGUACGAUGAUUAUUAUAGAAAUGAUGGGCUCUACGUCCCAGAUGGCGUUAAGGCAGUGGAAACCGGCGUACAGGCGCUAUCGCUCGGCGAACACAAUAAGGGCGACAAAGAUAGAACACCCGAACUCAAAGACGUUUCGAGCGGAUCGCAACCCAAAAAGAUGACGUGGGCUUCAAUAGCUAGCCAGCCGGCGAAGCCCGCUCCGGCCAUGCAGACCGGGGGGCUCAAGAAGAAGGGACCAGGAAUGCCACCGCCACCAAUAGUGCCGGGGAAACAUAAUAUGGACAUCAGUACGUGGGAUGCUGGCAAGAGCGCCCCUGUGGUGACGGCGCCGCCUCCACCACCGCACCAGCCCCCGCCGGUGCCGGCUCCGCUGCCGAUGCCGCAAUCUGCGCCGGUCCCGGCUCCAGCGCCCGUACCGCGCGGCCCGCCGCCGCAACACCAGCCGCCGCCAGCUUGGACGCAGCACGUUCCUCGCGUGCCACUUCCGCACCAGCCGCGUGCUCCGCUCCCGACGCAACCCGUGCCCGUGCCAGCGGUCAUGCCCGUGCCGACGCCAGCUAAUCCCCAUCCAGUACUGGAAGAGUUGCGCGUGAAAAACGAAUAUAAUCCCAAGGAAUUCGAUCUCAGCGCCCCGCUCGCCCGCUUCUUCGUGAUCAAAUCGUACUCGGAGGACGAUAUCCAUCGUAGCAUCAAAUACGAAAUCUGGUGCAGCACCGAACACGGUAAUAAACGCCUCGACGCUGCGUUUCGUGAUCGCGAACGUGAAGGCGGUAUGAUAUACCUCUUUUUCUCUGUGAACGGUAGUGGCCACUUCUGUGGUAUGGCCCGCAUGAUCAGUGCUGUUGAUUAUAAUUCGAACUCAAGUGUGUGGUCGCAAGACAAGUGGAAGGGACAAUUUCGUGUUAGGUGGAUAUAUGUUAAAGAUGUUCCUAACGUUCAACUGCGUCAUAUCAAAUUAGAAAACAAUGAGAACAAACCGGUGACAAACUCUCGCGAUACUCAGGAGGUUCCGCACGUCAAGGGUCUCCAAGUGCUACGUAUUAUGCAUAGUUACUGCCAUUCCACCUCGAUAUUUGAUGAUUUUAUACAUUACGAGCGGCGCCAGGAGGAGGAGGACUCUCGCAAAGUUCCCGUGCACAGCCCACAGGACAACAGCCGCGAAGAACAAGAGGGAGGUCGCGGGUAUCGCAAUUACCGCGAUUAUCGGGACCACCGCGACGGACGGGACGGGCGGGACGGCCGCGACGGACGCGACGGACGCGAGCAUCGGGACGGUCGCGAUAACAGGGAGCAUAGGGAUGCACGAGAUCAUCGAGACCCUAGAGACACGCGCGACCCACGCGACCCGCGCGAUCACAGGGACGAUCGUGACGGGCGAGACAAUCGCGACCAUGGUGGUUACCGUGACAGGGAUACCGGUUAUAGGCCCCACCAUAAGGAUCGCGACGGUUCGCGCGGCCGUGGACGUCCUCGUAACUGAUCAUACUUAGUGAGUGAGAAUAAUUUGAGGACUGGCUUCUCUCCAUAGACAACUAGUAAAUAAUUGGUACCGCAUUGCGAGUAGUGUAUGCGAAAUAGCAUACACAAAACUGGAAUGAGGAACCACCAGUGAUGAGACAUCACUAUAACAACUUGAACUAUUAUGUAAAAUAGAUUAUUAAUUGUUUUGAACAGUGCUUUCGCUAAGGAAAAGAAACAUUCAACAAAUUAAAAUGUGCUAAAUAAUAUUUUAUACUGGAAGAACAUUUAAUUAAAUAAUGACUAGUGAACAGAACAUUAAUUAAUUGUCAUAAAUUGUCAUGUGUUGGUUUCAUAUCACAUGAUGUUGUGUGGAAUUGUGGACUUUGUUUCAAAUUUGUGGACUAAAUCAAUGAUAUAUAGUAAUUUUAUAACUAGAAAAUUCUGUGGUGAGAGGAGUUGAUCCUUUUGUUUAAGGACUGGUGGAUUAAAUGAGUAUGAUGAUUACGAUAACAUCAAAAUAGUGCACUGAUUUGGUGUAGUGUACAAACAAUACUUUAAUGAUCAGUGUUACGAAUGCCGGAAAUAGUUUAUACUUAUCUACGGAUACUUGUAUGACUUUUAUAAUACAAGAGAAAAUGUAAUCACGUGAGAUGUUGUACAUGGACAUUUUAUAUACAGUUUUAUAUUCAUACAGGAAUUCUCUCGUAAUAUACAUUUGUUUUAAUUUCAUAUGAUAAGUGCUCUUAUUUUAACAUUAUUUUUAUUUGUGACCCAUCAUCUUGUAAACUCUUAAUGCCAUUUGUAUUACGUAUGCAAAAUCAUUGUUAACAUUAAUUUUAUCCCAUUGAUUUAUUAAUAUGAACUGAUUGUUCGUGUUUUUAAACAUUUGUACAUAAUAUGUAUUUUAAUAAAGGAAAACUUAAAAUAUUUUCUACUAUUAAGUGCAACAAUAGCGAGUAACGAGGGAAAAUUGGUUGAAAAAGAUUGUUUUGCCAUUAUAUUCUUUAUCUGUGAAUGUUUAAAUUCCCACCUUAUUUUUUUUCAAGUGUAAAUUUUUGCCAUUUGUCAAAUUCUGCUUCAACCUAAUAAUGUUUACAUAUUAUUUGUGUUAAAGUUAAUUAAAAUGUAAUUAUUGUUUUCAAAGCAUUAUAUGGUUUUACCAUUUUUUUUAUAUGCAAUAUUUAUAUUGUUGUCAAUCUUUUUUUACAACAGAAGUAAAUGCUUGAGAUAAAUUAUUUUAUUUUUAUAAUAAAAUAUUGAACAGCAAAAAGCCAAUCAAAUUGUAAAACUUUGAAAUAGCUUAUGUUCAUUUUCUGUAACUGCGCAGUGUUUGUUUAUUAUAAAGCGAUUAUGUGAACUUGUAUUGAGUUCAAUAUUGAUACUGAAUUAAAACUGUCGUAGACGUUG
Molecule: messenger RNA, 4265 nt
Organism: Pararge aegeria (speckled wood butterfly)
Lineage: Eukaryota; Metazoa; Arthropoda; Insecta; Lepidoptera; Nymphalidae
Gene: Ythdf
Product: YTH domain-containing family protein 3-like
Exons: 9
Coding region: 121-2877 (918 amino acids)
Biological process (GO): mRNA destabilization
Cellular component (GO): ribonuclease H2 complex; cytoplasm
Molecular function (GO): mRNA binding; N6-methyladenosine-containing RNA reader activity
Source: RefSeq, a predicted model, not a curated record